AUCAACCAUUAGGAAAUCGAUCAUUGGUUGCUUCAUUUACCUGCUCACCUCUCACUAUGGCGCCAACACAAACGGCAGCACCAGUCGCGGCGCCUGUUCCAGCACCAAUAGUGGCCACGAAGAAACCUUCAGAUGGCACCAGUCGUGACUACAAGUACACGCAGGAGAUAUCUCAGAUGAUGUUCGUCUUUGGCGAAAUCCAAGACCCAAAUCCAGAGACUGUCAACCUCGUCGAAGAUAUCGUGCGUAGUCAGCUUAUCGAACUCAUCCUGCAAGCCCGCCUCCAUGCGAAUCGGCGUGGUGUGCGCUACAUUACCGCAGAGGACCUAAUCUUCCUCAUUCGUCACGACCGCGGUAAGGUCAACCGUCUCCGGACAUAUCUCUCGUGGAAGGACGUUCGUAAGCAUGCCAAAGACUCGGGUGGUGAUGGAGGUGGUGGCGUUGAGGUUGAGACUCUCGAGGAUGGCGCUGACGACAAACUAACGACCAAAGCGCAAAAGAUUACUAUUAAGCUUCCUUGGGAGAUUUCGACGAUCUACAGCGAGGUGCUCCGUCAAUCUGGACACCAAUCUGACGACGAAGAGGACGAGGACGAUAUUGAGGCCCAUGAAGCAAGUAUACAGCGCCUCAAAGAAGCCGAUGAUGCUACACGACAAAUGACCAGGGAAGAGUACCAACAUUAUUCAGAUUGUAGACAAGCGUCAUUUACGUAUCGAAAAGCCAAACGCUUCCGCGACUUUCUUAACCUUCCUCCACACCUAGACCUCAAAGCUAACGAUGAUACCGUCGACAUCGUUGGCUUUCUCGCAUUUGAAAUGGUGCGCUCCCUUACACUCGCAGGCCUCGACGUCAAAAAGUCCCUCGAAGAAUCAUAUUUACGAGACGACUACCUUGGCAUCUCGCCCAUCGUUGGCAAACGCAAGUUGCACCACUCACACAGGCGAGGGGAACAACGGGAGAAACGUGCGAGGAGAGAGGAGGAGGAAGAGGAAGAAGCACCGCUACCUACGAGUUCACUGUUUUUACCCCCGCCAGAAGCAAGGACGGCUCUACGGCCUGAGCACAUCCAGGAUGCAUUUGCGCGGAUGCAGGGGGACUGGUCGCACCACCGCAGUGCAGGGAUGCGAAAUUGGCGUGGUGGGCUGAUGCACGACUGCUUUGGUGAAAACGACAGCGCAGAUAAGGGGGGUGCUGAACGGCCGAACAUGCGAAUGGAUCUCUGGGCAUCUGCAACAUCGUCCAAGAUAUCUUUGCAUUCUGCGGGGUGGGGCUGGAUCGCGUCAGAACAACUGUAG
This is a messenger RNA of Suillus subalutaceus, 1295 nucleotides long. RefSeq names its product TFIID-18kDa-domain-containing protein. Gene Ontology annotation, cellular component: SAGA complex. The coding region runs from base 57 to 1295 and encodes 412 amino acids. Gene Ontology annotation, biological process: transcription by RNA polymerase II. The transcript has 6 exons. NCBI's taxonomy places the organism in Eukaryota, Fungi, Basidiomycota, Agaricomycetes, Boletales, Suillaceae. The record is from RefSeq and is a predicted model, not a curated record. Gene Ontology annotation, molecular function: protein heterodimerization activity; transcription coregulator activity.